Setaria italica (foxtail millet) is the source of this 714-nucleotide messenger RNA. Its product is annotated as sm-like protein LSM7. The transcript is spliced from 5 exons. Gene Ontology annotation, cellular component: U12-type spliceosomal complex; catalytic step 2 spliceosome; U2-type prespliceosome. NCBI's taxonomy places the organism in Eukaryota, Viridiplantae, Streptophyta, Magnoliopsida, Poales, Poaceae. The coding region runs from base 169 to 465 and encodes 98 amino acids. Gene Ontology annotation, biological process: nuclear-transcribed mRNA catabolic process; mRNA splicing, via spliceosome. Gene Ontology annotation, molecular function: RNA binding. The record is from RefSeq and is a predicted model, not a curated record.
UGAGAGCGAGGUGCUUUCUGCGUUCUCCUUUUCUUCGUGAGUUCCCCAGCUGCGGCGGCCGCAUCGAUCUCUAGGGCGAAAAUCCGCUCGAAUCCCCCGGCGAUUUGCGGCUCUCAGGCGUAGGUCGGAGGAUCCGCGCGAAGGAUUCGGCUGCGUGCUGGUGUCGAGAUGGCUGGGCGCAAGGAGACUGCGCUAGACCUUGCGAAGUUCGUCGACAAGGGCGUCCAGGUGAAGCUUACCGGCGGCCGGCAAGUGACAGGGACUUUAAAGGGAUACGACCAGCUCCUCAACUUAGUGCUGGAUGAAGCAGUUGAGUCCGAAAGAGAGCAAGAUGAUCCAUUGAAGCUAUCUGGGAAAACCAGACAGCUUGGUCUCAUUGUGUGCAGGGGCACGGCGGUCAUGCUGGUCUCACCAACUGAUGGAACCGAUGAGAUCGCCAACCCUUUCCUCGCCGAUGGGGCAUAAGCACUGGUCGAUUGUUUAGAACCGUGCUGUCGAAGUACCCUCAGAGCACUCUGUUCCGGUGGAAAAGAACUCCCAUCUCGUGUAUUAUUGUACUUGUUGCUGAUGAACGCUGUAAUUUUCAUUGCACGACUUAAAAUAUCGACCCUCUGUUGCUAAAGUGCUGCUACCAAGUAUCCUUUCUGAAUUCUGAUACUAUUACUGUAAGAUAUUGUGCGCUUGUUUUUGAACGAGAGACACGUAUGGAUGUCA